This is a messenger RNA of Neofelis nebulosa (Clouded leopard), 921 nucleotides long. RefSeq names its product olfactory receptor 10D3-like. The record is from RefSeq and is a predicted model, not a curated record. Gene Ontology annotation, molecular function: olfactory receptor activity. NCBI's taxonomy places the organism in Eukaryota, Metazoa, Chordata, Mammalia, Carnivora, Felidae. Gene Ontology annotation, cellular component: membrane. Gene Ontology annotation, biological process: G protein-coupled receptor signaling pathway.
AUGGAGAAGAAUUGCUCGGUGGUGACCGAAUUCAUCCUGUUGGGAAUUCCACACACAGAGGGGUUGGAGACUAUAGUUUUUGUCUUGUUCUUGCCCUCCUAUGCCUGCACCCUGCUGGGAAAUGUGUCUAUCCUCGUGGCUGUUCUUUCUUCCACUCGCCUUCAUGCGCCCAUGUAUUUUUUCCUGGGGAACUUGUCUGUUUUUGCCAUGAGUUUCUCUUCUGUGACCUGUCCUAAAAUGCCACCGUACCUUACUGGCCCCCUCAUUUUGUAUAAGAACUGUGUCUCCCGGGUCUCCUUCUUCCAUUUCCUUGGCAGCAUUGAAUGCUUCUUGUAUACUGUGAUGGCCUAUGGCCACUUUGCUGCUGUCUGUUACCCUCUGUGGUCCGCAGCCAUCAUGAACCGUAGACCCUGUGGGGCCCUGGCUGUGGGCACAUGGGUGUUGGGGUAUAUCCAUUCCAGCAUUUUGACUUUGCUCGCCUUCACCUUGCCAUGCUGCGGUCCCAAAGUGGACCACUUCUUCUGUGAUAUUCCAGCACUCCUGCCAUUGGCCUGUGCUGAUACAUCCUUAGCCCAGAGGGUGAGUUUCACUAAUGUUGGCUUGGUAUCUCUCCUCUGCUUUUUUCCAAUCCUUCUAUCCCAUGUCACCAUCUCCACCUUGCAUAUUCGCUCAACCGAGGGCCGCCGCCGGGCCUUCUCCACUUGCAGUGCCCACCUCAUUGCCAUCCUUUGUGCCUGUGGGCCCAUCAUCACUGUCUACCUGCAGCCCACACCCAACCCCAUGCUGGGAACUGAGGUUCAAAUUCUGAUGAAUCUCGUAGGACCAAUGCUGAACCUUUUAAUCUAUGCCUUGAGGAAUAAGGAGGUUAAAACAGCCCUGAAAGCAAUGUUGCACAGGACAAACCACGUUUCUGAGAGAUAG